This is a messenger RNA of Podarcis lilfordi (Lilford's wall lizard), 5156 nucleotides long. The record is from the annotation of a GenBank genome assembly. NCBI's taxonomy places the organism in Eukaryota, Metazoa, Chordata, Lepidosauria, Squamata, Lacertidae.
GGAGCAACCCCACCCCCGGGCUAGAAAAGGAGCGGCCGCCCCCGCCAGCGAGGAGGGUGUGGCUGGGAAGGCGUUGGCCGAGAAGGGCGCUAUGGAUGGCGCGCAGGUUGGUAGACUGAACGAAGCCUCUUGGUUUUUUCCAGUAGGAGGGAAGAGAAACGGGGGGAGUCUGAGCCAGAUCUAGGUCUUGGGCGGGCGGGGAGCUCGCCUGGCCCAAACCAGGGACAUGGGGAUGCUCUUGUUACCUGGGAGCGAAUCUCGUGGCGCUUAAAGGCGGGCUGACUUUGGAGCGCCGCCGUCGCUACUUCCCUCCCUCGCAAUACAAGUCGGCUGCGCGGCACGAGGUCCUCUGGCGCAAAUGGAUUCCCCCCCCCCCCCGCUCCCCAAAAAUGCUCCGAAGGAAUUGGGAACAGGUUCUUGGUUUCUGAAAUAAGGGGUGCGCAGUGUGUUUCGCGACUGACACGUGUCUUUGCAAGACCGCUCUUGACCACGAUUUAUUACUGAGGUACUGGCCCGGUUUCCCCACCUCCCACCCCCCCGAAAAGAAAAACUCGAUUAAGCUUUCGCUGCUUCAAAAUCUGCUCAACUUCUGCGCUCCGGGCUCGGAAUCCGCCCGCGUGGAGGGACGCGCCCUGGAGAGGCAUUGCCUUCUUCAAUGGCCGAAGCCAGCCGGGUUAGUUGCACUCCUUCCCCCCAAAGCGAAGCCCCGUUGCCGAAGUGCGAGCGGCUUGUUAGUGCGGCGCCAGGGUCGUUGCUACCCCGAAGUACCUUGAAUAUUCCCAAGGUGCUCCAGAAGCAAACGCUCUGCUUCUUGGGGCUGCUGAGCAAAAGCUUCGUCGUUCCUGGGCUGCUGCUUUUGGCCCUUAGUGCCAUCAGGGCAGCUGGAUCGAGAAGAUUGAUUAUGGAGAAUAUAUGGUUGGGGAUGCCAAAUUACAAAAGAUGACCCAAGUCCACCCUUGAUUGUGUUUGUAGAUGUCUUCUCCCGCGUGGAGCGAGGAAGUAAACCAGGCCAAAAAAACUGCCCUUCUGGCUUGGGUGGAAGAGACGGGAAUCAAACUGGUACAGAUCAAUGGCCAGAGGAAAUACGGUGGCCCUCCUCCAGGUAAGUGGAAGAUUAUCCGCCUGGGAUACACAGAUCCGUGACCCAAGUAUCACUUUUAGAAAUACUUGUAUGUACUUCAGCUGCUUGGAGGCAAUUGAAAGGUUACCCACCUUUCAAUUGUCAUUACAGUGGUACCUCUGGUUAAGUACUUAAUUCGUUCCGGAGGUCCAUUCUUAACCUGAAACUGUUCUUAACCUGAAGCACCACUUUAGCUAAUGGGGCCUCCUGCUGCUGCCGCACCGCCAGAGCACGGUUUCUGUUCUCAUCCUGAAGCAAAGUUCUUAACCUGAAGCACUAUUUCUGGGUUAGCGGAGUCUGUAACCUGAAGCGUAUGUAACCUGAGGUACCACUGUUCUGGUUGCUGGAAAUCUCUCAAGCUGUUGUCCCCCCAAAGUGGGCGAGGGGAGCCUGGAUUUCCCUGCUAAUGCCCAAGCCCAUAGAAGUUCCAUGAAGUCUUUCUAUUUUACUUGCUUAUUGUACAUUCUGUAAUAAAAAUUGCUAAAAACUAAAGGCCUGCAUUCACGUACGCUACUGCCUGAAGUCUUUCCCUUUGCUGUAGAAUCUUGUAUGUGGAUGAAGCUGGUAUAAAAGACAAGACGGUUAAGACAUGGAAUUCUUUUAUUUACUUUAAGACAAUCAAGCAUUGUUUUCACCCUAACUCAUGGAGCCUUAUGGAGAGACACUUUCAUUUGAUUCCUUUCUUGGAACGUCUAAAAUGACAACCAUCAGCUGCUGUUUUUCUUUUCUGUACAACUGCUGAGCUCUGUUUUCCUUGUAUGGAACAUUUUAAAAAAAGACAAAGUCAAUUAUGCAUCUUCUUUUUCCGCAGGUUGGACUGGCAGUGUUCCACCACCUGGCUCUGAGAUUUUCAUAGGGAAGAUUCCACAGGAUAUAUAUGAGGAUAAACUAAUUCCUCUCUUCCAGAGUGUUGGCAGGCUCUAUGAAUUUCGUCUCAUGAUGACGUUCAGCGGGCUUAACCGUGGCUUUGCCUAUGCGAAAUACGCAAACAGACGCAGUGCCCAGGAUGCUAUUGCCGUGCUCAACGCCUUUGAAAUCCAGGCCGGCCACCCCAUUUUGGUCUGCAAAAGUACCGACAAGUGCGAGCUCUCCAUUGAUGGUUUGUCUCUCUCUGUGAGAGAGGGACACCUUCUUCCAAUGCUGCAGGAACUUACUGCCGGAGUCCUGAGUGUUUCCUUGCACCCAAGCCCUUUCAGAAGGGAGAGGCAGUUGGCAGAGGUGAAAUACAGCUCCCACCAGGCUGCUGCAAUCGCCAGGAAAGCGCUUGUGGAAGGUUUGUCUCAUAAAUAUAGCAGUAAAGUCUCAUGUACCAUAGGCAAUAGAGGCUGGGAGCAUGGGGUGCAGCUGGCUCUUCAUUGUAUCCACCACUCAAGUACAGGGGCCAAACUCCACCCCCAUUUCCGAGGGUCUUCUGGCAGUUCCCUUACUGCGGGAAGUGAAAUUUGAGGGAACCAGGCAGAGGGCCUUCUUGGCAGUGGCACCCUCCCUGUGGAAUGCCCUCCCUUCAGAUGUCAAGGAGAUAUAGAACUUACACAACUUUUAGAAGACAUCUGAAGGCAGCCAUAUAUCGGGAAGUUUUUAAUGUUUGGCUUUUUUAUUUAAAAAUAUAUUUUUCUGGAAGCCGCCCAGAGUGGCUGGGAGGGGUAUAAAUAAUAAAAUUAAUAUUAUUAAGUGGCACUGGUCACCUAGUUACCUGUCAAUUUCACCUUCAUGGAAAUUUCAGUGACAAUAUUAACCACUAUGAGAACUAUUACAUCACUUAAUGUAGAUGAGAACUUCGGAGCUAUCACUAGUGCAUACAUACAAACUCAAAUUAUGCAAGCAAUGCAAUUCGUAUUCAUAUAUAUUUUUAAGCUGUCUCUUUCAUCUGUAGUCUACUUUUAUUUUUUCCUGCGUUGCUGUAAAUUGCAGGUGGAAUACUGUGAGGAGAGGCCUAUAUUUGAACCAAAUUUUAAAUUGUUUCUUCUGUUCUGCAGGUAGUUUGUGCCUCUGUGGAGAUGACAUUGAAGUGGAUUGGCUAAAACCAAAUACAAAACAGGAACUCCACAGUGCCUCCGUUCAGGGCUUUCCAGAGAUUCCACCAUCCAAUUUUCCCCACAGAGAUGUCCCCUACAAAGCACCUUCUGGGCCUGUGCAACCCGCAGUGGGCAGUGUGCUGGACUACCUGAAUUUGCAAUGCAAGGAACGGCAUCUGGGGCUCCCUGUAUUUCUUACAAAAUGUAUGCAAAAGAAUCAUGAAGGAUGGUUACAGUUCUGGUAUCAAGUGGUGAUACCUAAAUAUCCAUCACCUUUCAGUGGGUUUAUCUGGAUCAAGCCAGAACGUUCUGGCUUGGAGGCCCAUGAGAAGGCCAAGAAUGCAGUGGCACUGCAGCUACUCAAAGCUCUGGGUAAGUGUCCUUGCACAACUUCAUCUUGGAAGCAGUGCUUCGGAUUUGCUGAAGGCAGCAAAGAGACACUAGGAUGCCUUCAGGCCUCUCAAAUGGCAAGGCAGGUGAAAUCUUCAGCUCAGUCAUGGGGCUUUUAACUGUUAUAAAAUUGACAUAAGGAGGUAGAACCUACCUAAAUUAGCAGCUCUAUAAGCAGUAAAUCUUUUGUUGAAGAAGGAUGCCUAUUCUGUUCACCCGGCACAAAGUGAUAGUAUAUGAAACUUGCUACACUGAGAGAUUGAAGCUAAUGAACGGUGGCAGCAUUUUAUAUAGAAGAGCACAGGGCUGAGAGGGGUAAGUUAAAGCUGGAGGUAGAAAACUUGGCUUCACUUGCUUGAGACUGCAACUCUGUUCCUGUGGGUGCCCUAGAUAUCAUUGGAACCUGGCCGGAGGUCCCUCGCUCUACAAAUUCUUUCAAUUUUCCAGGCUAGGCUGCCUGGAGAGAGAAUGCUUCUGGGGAAUCUCUUCCUAAGAGACAGAGAUAACAAUAAGGAUAGAGGGUGAAACAAGUGGAGUCCAGUGCUUGGCCUUUUCAGCCUCCAAGCACUUCAAAAAAGUUUUCCUGCCUUGUAUGUUUGCAGAAUAGGUGCCUUCCUGCUUGUUCCCUGUUUUGAGUGUGCUGACUGCUUUUCUGUAUGUUGGCAACCCUAAAACCUAACCUAUUUCUCUUUCCAACAGGAUGCCCAAUGGUGUAAGAGAACAGUCUUCAAGUUCGGGAGAGGUCUCUGUGUCCUGUCCUUGCCCACUAAAACCAGCUUGCCCACUAAAAUCCAUGGGGAGAGAAAGUGUGCCUGACAUCUUGUCUUUUUUUGUUUUUUGGCGGGAAGCAUUGCUGCUAUUGGAGUCUUGUUAGAUUUAAAAAGGUUGUCCAUGCAGAUCUCAGUACUAAAUUGUUUUUGGUUAGUUAUUUGAGUAUCCUUUUCAGUUUGGGGAAAUCAUGCAUGCGUAUUUCUCGGCAGGCAAUCUUAAGCUGGGGGCAUAUCUUGCAUUCACAACUUUAUUUCUGCCCCUCAAGCAUGACAAGUACUGUGUAAAACUAUAGGAAUGACUCCCGCCCCUUUCAACACCAAGAUUUAGGGCUGCUUAUCUUCUUUGUUUACACAUAGAAAACUUUAUUCUUCUUUGUAUUUAUUUAAGAGUUUGGAGAGCUUUCUCACUUGUUUGUGACAGUUUGAAUUUGUUUUGUAGCUUUAGGCGAGGGGCAUUGGACAAUUUUUCAUGCACAAGGCUGGUAUGUAACAAGUUCCUUGUGUGCUGCUCUACAAUCCAGCCUUUUUCUUUGUCUUCCUGGGGAUUCAGGAUGGUAUUCCCUGAAUUCCUUCAUGUGCCUCUUAAUAGCAGAACACCAGGUGCCUUUUUAACACUAGAAAAAGUUCCCAGUGAAUAACAAAAUUGGAUGUAUGAAGAUUUUAGGGAAAGGAUCAGGCAGACUCCCUUAAAAUUCUCUGACUUUUUAAUGUUCAUCAAAAAUAGUGAAUGAAUAUGUAACAUUGGAAACCUAGGCACUUGAAUAUUAAAAUUGUUUUGAAAGAAAUAAGUGUUGCAAUCUCCUUGUGUGAAGCAUCUGAAAUCUGAUAAGAUGAUAUUUAAGCUGGGUUUUGUUUAUUUUA